CCAUCUGGUAGAACAUGCUCUUCCAGGUGAAUUCUGAGGGUCUUUCCAGAUAAAUUCCCCCUAAAAAGACGCUGGAGAGGCAGAUGUCGGUGACCAGAGGAGCUGUCCCCCCCACGGCCGGCCUGGGCCUGGGUCCCCCGUGGCACCGGGGAGCCGUCCUCAGGAGCAGGGCGUUGGUGCAGACCGAGCUUCACGGCGUCCCCCUGGAGGGAAGCAGGACCAGACCCCCGCUGAGGCUGCCGGCCCUGGUGGGGGCGACCCGGGGCCCCCGCAGGCGGAAAGGCAUGGCUCGACUCAGCUUCAGUGAACCGUCCCUCCUCCUCCCCAGCGAGAGCAUCCUGUUGGAGGGAUUCCCCAGCUGUCGUCGCUUCACUGUCUUACAGAAGCAACCUGCAUGUGCGUCCUCGUCCCCUCACUGCAAGACCUGCCGCCCGUCCCGGACUCAGGAGCAUCAGCCGACCCAGCAGCCCCAGGGCUGCAACAGACCGGCCCACGUCCACAUCUCCCAGCCCGUCCAGCCCAGGACCAGGCGACACUCGAGUUCAGAGAGGAUGUGCGCUGACCUGCACCGGGAGGAGCCUCUGUCUGUGGUGGGCCGGUCCUGCCUCCUGGGCUGCAGCCAGCGCCCGGCUCAAGCCCGCGCUCUGGCCCGGGCCCAGCUGCACGUCUUCCUGCCCAGCGAGGCCGAGGGAGAGGAGGCCGACUGGGAGUCGGUGGAUGAAGGCUUCAUGGACGAGCUGGACACCAAGAUAAGCUCCAUGAAGCUCCGACAAACAGCCCCAUAAACUGCUGCACAACCCUUGCAGACUAGCCAGGAUCCACUCUGAGAACCCCACUGCUCACCUGACUAGACCAACUCCAGUUCUCAAGCUUUUAGUGUUUGAUUCAAGGUGAUGAUGAACUUAUAUAUAUUUUUAUUUAAACUCAAAAAUCAUUGAGGACGAGCCCUCAUUUACAAUGACGUCGAGCAAAUACAAAAGUAAAAAACAAAAACAGAACAACACAAGAACAGUCAAUUAAACAAAUAUGAAGUUACAAUUAAUAAAUAAUGUAACAAUAAAAUAAGCUAAAACAGAUACAAACAGUGCUUAAAAGAUUUAAGAUCAGGGAUUUAAAAUGACCAAAAGAUACUAGUGAAUUGAUUUUUAGAGUGCUUUGUAAUGAGUUCCAGGUGGAUUGUGCAGAAAAGCUAAAGGCACAUCUCCCAAGCUCAGUAUAGACUUUGGGGGACUUGCAGUGUAAGCCAGUCAACUUGUUACAGUAAUGAAAGUCAUGCAGCGGUUUUUGAAGAGAGUCUCCUGCAGGCCUGCCAAGUCUGCAUGUUUUUAGGAUUCUUUUUAGGACAUGUUUUGCACUCAAAUACUGGUUCAUCUUCCCUUUUUUGUGCAACAAAAGCAAAGAAAGAGGAUGAAGAAUUAAUAAGCUUAGUAGAGUGAAUAAUGUUUUCUUUUUCAGAAAAGUGCAAAUUUCUUUAGUUUAGUAGUUUUGGUCCCCAGAUGUACAAAUCAUCAGAAUCAGCUUUAUUGGCCAAGUAUGAACAUGCCAGACAGGGAAUUUGACUCACUCACUUAUUUUGCUCACUGAACCCAGGUUUAAAUAGUAGCAAACAGUAAUAGACAAAUGGCUCUUAUUAACAUGCAUGGAUCCACAUAGAUGCUCAAACAUCGUAGCUGUUUGUGUAGACGACCCUGAAGACGACUGCAGUCUUCCUGUGCUGAAGCAUGCUGUUUUUUAUCAUUUUGAUAUAAAACUAUAACUUCAAUCAGAUUCACUGUGACGAGAAUCAAAGACAUGACUGGAGGAGACACUUUUCCUUAAAUAGACCUGCAAUAAAAUCAAAAUUAAUAAAAUGUAGGCCACUUGUAUA
Messenger RNA from Cololabis saira (Pacific saury), 1867 nucleotides. RefSeq lists its product as uncharacterized. The record is from RefSeq and is a predicted model, not a curated record. The transcript has 2 exons. Bases 84 to 785 code for a protein of 233 amino acids. Lineage: Eukaryota; Metazoa; Chordata; Actinopteri; Beloniformes; Belonidae.